Populus trichocarpa (black cottonwood) is the source of this 1978-nucleotide messenger RNA. RefSeq lists its product as uncharacterized. The transcript is spliced from 8 exons. Gene Ontology annotation, cellular component: nucleus. The coding region runs from base 345 to 1715 and encodes 456 amino acids. Gene Ontology annotation, biological process: regulation of transcription by RNA polymerase II. NCBI's taxonomy places the organism in Eukaryota, Viridiplantae, Streptophyta, Magnoliopsida, Malpighiales, Salicaceae. Gene Ontology annotation, molecular function: protein dimerization activity; RNA polymerase II cis-regulatory region sequence-specific DNA binding; DNA-binding transcription factor activity, RNA polymerase II-specific. The record is from RefSeq and is a predicted model, not a curated record.
UUCUAAGCUCUCUUAUUUCUCUCUCUUUCUCUGUGGAUGCUGAUGGUGAGAGAAAGACACACUAAAACAUUACUGGUGGAUUUUCCUUGAACUGAUACGUAAACCUGCCUAGCAUCUGCCACAUAUGAGUGCUGUCAAAAUAUACUAAUCACUGUAUAGCGAUUGAUGAUGGAUGAGUAUCUCAAUCAUUUGAUCUCUUCCUCAUCAUUGGUGGAUGGAGAUGUAAAGGAAAGUUCAUCUUGGGUCUGUAGUGAACCAAAUCAACCAAAUGCCUCCUCCCUAAUCCCUUCCUCCCUACUUCUCUUGAAUUAUAUCAAGACGACAAAAAAAAUUCACCUGUAAGCAUGAUAAGUUCAAAUCAAAGUGUGGAGUCCUUGGCCACUCAAGACACUUCAUCUGUAGUUCUUGGCAGUGAGUCAGAUUAUGCUGUUGAUAAAGUCUUAAUUUCUGAACAAGCUCGAUUGCAAAAUGAUUGCCAGAAUUGCAAUGGAAACCCCUCCCCUGAUGGAAUGGCACGUGGAAACUUAAAAUUUGGAAACACAGGCCUGCAAUGCAAUGGAAUUCUUCCUACCCUGAGUUCUCUGAACUAUCCAAAUCAGCUUCCAAUAGUUGGUGAUUUGACAUCGUAUCUCUCUUUUUCUGAGGCAAGCAAUGCUGGAUGCAAUGGAAGGGAACAAUCUGAGUACCUGAGAUCCUUAAAAAAUCUGCAAAACUUAUCAUCAAUCCCACAAUUGUGGCCUUCACAAUCUUAUGAGGGUGUUUCUUCUCUCCCUCCUUUGAUGGGACAAGACAGAAUAGAGGGAUCUGGUCUUCGAGGAGGGAACUUGGAUGAUGAUAUGCAUAUUAUGGGGAAGGGAUACAUGGGCAUGGAUGAAAUUCUCCGACUUGAUAAGUUAUCUGCAUCACCUACUACAGAGGGGAAAGAAGAUUUGCAAAGUUGUCCUUUCUCAUCUGGCAUAGCUGAGCCCAAUGUAAACAUGUCAAUGAAUCAAUUAUCAUCUAUGCCUCAGACUACAUCAGCUGCUCCAGUAGAAGGCUGCAAUGGAACUGGAAAAACUCGUGUAAGAGCACGACGUGGCCAUGCCACUGACCCACAUAGUAUAGCUGAAAGGCUUCGAAGAGAGAAAAUUGCUGAAAGGAUGAAGAAUCUGCAAGAACUUGUACCUAAUUCCAAUAAGGUUGACAAGGCAUCUAUGCUUGAUGAGAUCAUAGAGUAUGUCAAAUUUCUUCAGCUCCAAGUCAAGGUGCUAAGCAUGAGCAGGUUAGGGGCAGCCGGAGCAGUCAUUCCUCUCCUCACAGAUGGUCAACCUGAGGGUCAUAAUAGUUUGUCGCUCUCUCCAUCAGCUGGUCUAGGAAUUGAUAUUUCUCCAUCUGCUGAUCAGAUUGCCUUUGAGCAAGAAGUACUUAAGCUACUGGAAUCCGAUGUGACCAUGGCCAUGCAAUAUCUUCAAAGCAAAGGUCUCUGCCUCAUGCCCAUUGCUCUUGCUGCUGCCAUAUCCAGUGUUAAGGCAUCGUUAUCAGGUACAACUUCUGAGGAGAGGAAGAACAAUGGCUACACCAGUGGUCUUGUUAGCAGCAGCAGCAGCAUAACUGGCAUUGACACCCAUCCAAUGUCCAAUGAUAACAAUAUUGCAACCGGUACACUUAGCAGCAAAGGCAUGAUUGUCAAUGGCUGCAAUGAGGUUGUCAAGCAAGAAGUGCUGAAGAACACUUGAUGCAUUUCUAGAGCACGGAAAGUAAAGAUGUAAUUUCAUUAUUUUAGAUGGGGUUUCAUUUUUCAAGCUGAGGCAGAUAAUCUUGGAAUCUAGAGCUACUUAAACUUUUAAACUUUUAGAACUUGUCUCUCUUUCAUCGUCCUUUCUUGUUUGAAGAUCGACUGUACGUUUUUAUGAGAAUGUACAUAUACAAGCAUGCAUAUAGGCCGAUACUGUUUUUAUCCGUCGAGAAUAUUUAGAACAUGCAGAUUUACUUUGAUUAA